AUGGUUAAUAAACAAAAAAAUCAGAAUUUUUUUACACUAUUUGAAAACAUUCCAAAUGAACUUUUCAUUGAAAUUUUAUCUUAUUUAAUUGCUACUGAUGCAGUUAUUGCAUUUUCAAAUCUUAACUAUCGUUUUCAAUGUUUAAUUUUCGAAUUUUGUCAAUCAUUUGAUUUAACAUCAAUAAGUAAAAACAAAUUUGAUAUUAUCUUUCAAUAUCAUAAUACAAAUCGAUGGCAUUCAUUAAAACUUUCCGAUGAUAAUAAUACGCCUGGACAAGUUAAAUAUUUUUUUGAAAAUUAUUUUUUUAUUGAUAAUUUUUCUCAAUUACAAUCAUUAUCUAUUAUUAAAAUAAAACCUUUCAAUCAAUAUCCAUUAUUAUCUCAACUUCCAUUUCUUACAAAUCUUAUUUCACUUAAAAUUGAAUCUAUAUGUGGAAAUAAUAUUUCGGAAUUUAAUCUUCCAAAAUUAAAAAAACUUAUUUUCAGUUCAUGUGCAAAUACAAAUUGGCUCAAAAAUUUUUCUGAAAUUGAAACUAUUGAAUAUACAAUAAUAGAUUGUUGUUUAAAUGAUAAAAUAUUAAUAUGGCCAAAAAUAUUAAAACAUCUUAAGAUCAUUUUUACAAAUGAUGAUGAUUGUUUAUUAAUUCAACAGUCACUUACUCAUUUAUCUCAAUUAAUUAAUCUUGAAAUUUAUCAAAAAGAAAAAGGAAUAUCAUUUCCUAAUGGUCAAAUAUGGGAACAAAUAAUUCUUUCAUCACUUCCAUUAUUAAAAAAUUUUAAAUUCUAUUUUCAAUUCGCUUGUUAUGAUUAUCAAUUGCAUCAAGUUAAACAAGUCAUAGGAUCGUUCUCUACACCAUUCUAUGUACUUGAAAAGAAUUGGUUUAUUCAUUGUGAUUUAUCUGCUCGUUGUGAUACAUAUGACAUGUAUAACAGACGUCGAAAAUUUGCAAUUCUUUAUACAAUACCAUUUCCUUUUGAAACAUUAACAAUUUUUAAAAAUUCUUCAAAAACAAUGAUUUCAAAUUGGUCGAAAAAUAAUAUUGAUCAUCUAAGUAUCAAUACAUACAAAAAUAUUAAAACAUUAAUAUUUAAAAGUUAUACAAAACCUGAUCAAAAUUUUAAUAGAAGUAAUAUAAUGAAUUUGAUAAUUAAUACAUCUUUCGAUUCAUUAGAUUGGAUACACGUCUUGACUAAAUUACGACAUUUAACUAUUGAUGAUUGUGCAGUACUAUCAAUGGAAAAUUUUAAUAUAUUUUUGGAUAAUACACCAUAUUUAUAUUCAUUAACUGCGAAAAAGAGUAUGAUGAAACUAUUGACAGAUAAUUGGACUGAUAUAUGUGUAUGUAAUCAUCUAUCACGAAAGAUUCGUUCGUUAACUUUUUAUUCAAACAAAAAUUCAUUACAAUAUUUUAAUAAAAAUGAACUUGAGAAAAUUUUACCAAUUUUUUCUUCAAAAUGUCAACAUUUAUCACUAGGUGUUCAUUCACGAAAUAAUACUAUCGAUUUUAUUUUACGUAAGAUGCUUCAAUUGUAUAGUCUACAUGUACAUAUUCAACAAAAAAAUUCUUCACCACCUGCUGUAGAAUGGUUAGAACAACAACAUACUCGAUUUAAUCAUUUCAAUUGUAUUAUUAUUAAUGAUAGACAAGAUCAUUAUUUUUGGUUAGGAUAA
This is a messenger RNA of Rotaria sordida, 1671 nucleotides long. NCBI's taxonomy places the organism in Eukaryota, Metazoa, Rotifera, Eurotatoria, Philodinida, Philodinidae. The record is from the annotation of a GenBank genome assembly.